AUGAGGCGCGUUGCCAGCUCCAUCCUUUUCGCCCUGGCCAUCGUCACGGACCACGUCUUCGCAGCCAUUCCUUUAGAAUCUGCACCAACCGUCGAUCUAGGAUACGCAGUUUACGAGGGCGUCUACAACGACACCUAUGAUUUAAACACCUGGAAAAGUAUCCGAUACGCCGCUCCCCCAACCGGCAAUCUACGAUGGCAAGCUCCUCAGCCACCACUCAAUGCCACCACGCGAAAUCGCCUCGUUCCCGCAGUAGAUCAGCCUCCGUGGUGUCCCCAGUCCGGCGCCUAUGGCGUGCCCUCAGUAUACGGCUUCAACUCCAACCAGGGCAAUGAAGAUUGCCUCUAUCUCAACGUCUAUGCGCCGCCGCAAGCCAAGGACUUGCCCGUUUUUGUUUGGAUCCACGGCGGUGGCUACUCAGUCUUUUCUGCUACUUACAACCCCAGUUCCAUGAUCAAUGACAACGACAAUGGCUUCAUCACCGUCGAGAUUCAGUACCGGCUGGGCGCCUUUGGCCAACUCGCCUCUGCCGACGUCCAGCAACACGGCAAGCUCAACGUGGGCUUAUUAGACCAGCGUUUCGCACUCGAGUGGGUGCAGAAAUACAUCUCCAAGUUUGGUGGUGAUCCAACCCGCGUUACACUGGGCGGCGAAUCGUCUGGCGCAGGAUCCGUCAUGUAUCAGUCCUUGGCAUAUGGUGGCAGAGACUCUGGACUGUUCAGCAACAUCAUCUUAGCCAGCACAUAUGUCCCGCCAAUCUAUCAAUUCAACGAUUCUAUCCCCACCAGCUACUACAACGACUUUGCUGCAGCCGCUGGGUGCGGGGAGACUUCGAGACAGAAUCACUUGAGCGUAUUUGACUGCCUUGUUGCCGCCGACACGAAUGUCUUGCAAAACGCCAGUGGCCUUGUGUCAACUUCCAAUGGCUAUUUUGGAAGCUUCUCAUGGCUGCCAGUCAUUGACCACGAUAUGAUCCAAGACCUUCCGUCGGUUCAGCUUCAGCAUGGUCAAAUCAGCGGCCAGCGGAUUUUAGUCGGAACCAAUGCCAACGAAGGUGUCCCCCUUACAAACCCCUACAUCACCACCAAAUCCGACUUUGACGCCUUCAUAUCUUCCACUCUCCCUACCCUCACCACCUCUGACAUUCUUACUCUGAAUCAACUCUACGAUACAGCUACCGCACAGCCUGGUAACAACGGAACUCGCUUCGACACAGCGGGCGACAGUGGUCCUACGGCAAACACCGUCUCUGGCAUGGCCACAGGCAUCCAGCAGACAGCCUUCAACGUUGCCGCCGAGUCCAUCUUCCAAUGUCCCUCGCAAUGGAUAGCCGAGGCCUUUAGCUCACAACGGCAGGCGUGGAAGUACCAAUAUUCGCUCGACCCAGCAUAUCACGGCGCAGAUCUCGGUGCGUACUUUGUCAGCGCCAAUGGCCCGCCGAAUCCCGGCUUUCAGCGCAGCUUCCACAUGCUAUGGGGCAACUUUAUCAUCAAUGACACUCCAGUCAUAUCCGUAAAGGAGGCAACCGCCGGAAUGGCAAAUUCCACAGUUCCCAUCGACGCCAAUCACCCGGAUCAAAUAUCCUGGCCGCAGUACAGCGUGCAAGGCGCCACGUUUAUGAACCUCAAUACCACAGGUGGAGAGAUAUCUCUGGUCACAGUGACGGAUGAGUUGAGCUACUACGUCCGCCAGGGAGCUGGCAUUGUCAACACUUUUCGUCUUGCCAAUGCUACGACUUGGGAAGGAGGGCGCGGCGAUAGAUGCAGGUUCUGGCAGUCUAUUGCACCUAGAGUGCCCAACUGA
This is a messenger RNA of Trichoderma atroviride IMI 206040, 1803 nucleotides long. RefSeq lists its product as uncharacterized. NCBI's taxonomy places the organism in Eukaryota, Fungi, Ascomycota, Sordariomycetes, Hypocreales, Hypocreaceae. The record is from RefSeq and is a predicted model, not a curated record.